Carassius auratus (goldfish) is the source of this 1554-nucleotide messenger RNA. RefSeq names its product 28S ribosomal protein S26, mitochondrial-like. The transcript is spliced from 4 exons. NCBI's taxonomy places the organism in Eukaryota, Metazoa, Chordata, Actinopteri, Cypriniformes, Cyprinidae. Bases 200 to 826 code for a protein of 208 amino acids. The record is from RefSeq and is a predicted model, not a curated record. Gene Ontology annotation, cellular component: mitochondrial small ribosomal subunit.
AACAUCUUCCGUGGCUAAAGUUCAACAGUAUGGCAGAUUAUGGCAGCUUAGGUGAAGAUGCUCAAUGUUAUGUUGCCAUGCUGAAAUAUCAUGUUACUAUAUAAUAAUAAUAUACCACCUCAGUGCUUUAGGAUUUGACAGUAUGUUCAGUGCAGACGCUUAUUGUUAAUCAGUACUAAAGUUAGAUUUAAUCUUCAGAAUGUUGUGGGCUUUAUCAAGGAUUCAUGCUCCUGUAGUCCGUCUUCUCUCUCCUCGCGCUGCUCUUCUGCUCGAGACUGUCAGGGGGAGAAAAUCUCGCACAGACCCCAAAGCGAAGUCAAAAUUGGGACGGAUAAAGACCCCCCCUCCCGUGGAUCCAGUAGAAAUGGUUGUGCUGAAGGAGCGUUACACGGAGUACAAUCUGAUAUUAAGAGCCCUGCGCCUUGAGUUCAAGGAGCAGAUGUUGAGGAAGAAAUAUGAAGAGGAGGUUGGUUCUGUGGCAGAGGAGAGGACUAAAAGAGAGGCAGAAGAGCAUCGGUCCCUGAUGGCCUUGAAUGAUGCUGAAAACCUCCGAAUGCAUCAAAUACGAGAGCAACGCAUGCAGAAAGAGGCUGAGGCCACAGAACUGAAGAAGAGAGAAGCAGACGUCUUACGACAGCAAGAGCUGGAGAACUACAUUAAAGAAAAAGAAAGACAGAUUCUUCGACUACAGGAAGAGGCGAAGGACUUCAUCACACUGGACAAUCUAGAUCAGCGGAUUGAAGAGGCUCUUGACAACCCGAAAAACUACAAUUUUGCCAUUGACAAAGAAGGACGUGUUGUCAAACGGACUCCGUUUCAGCAAUAAAUACAGGAUUCCAAAAACCAAAAUACCCCAUUAUGUACAUAAAAUAUAUACUGUCAGCAUCAUCUUCUGAACUGUUUCUCUAAACUUACCAACAUGAGUGCUUUGUUUCCUGUCCUCUGCAAGUAUUAUAAGGGAGUCACUGGAAGUAGUGAGUGUGUGCUUAUGUACUGUGUGUGUUUCAGAUACAUAUACAGUACCAAAGUCUCUUAGAAAUGUCAUGUUAGUAAGGUCUUCGCUAGUUAAAAUGGUUCAUGCAGUACAUGCAGGAGCUAAGAUCUUGUUUGACAUCUAAAAAAUGUCCAGUAAGGGAUACGGUUUGUGCUGAAUUAGUUCUGACUAACUUAAAUGAAGAACAGUAGAAGUGCCAAAAAAAAAAUGUAGCCAUAACUCCUCAAUACUAUACAGUACUUGUUAACAAGAGACUUUGGGUGUGCUCCCUUCAGAAGUGAUCAUUCCUGUGGCCUCCAUAGUAAGAAAGAAGGGUGUAGGGCUCCAAAAUAAUUGGCAGCUGUGGUUUUAACAAAAUGUGGAAUGUUAAUGUGUACUAUUUUUAAAUAUUUUGUUCCAGCAAUUUCAAUUAAUAUAUAUAAAGUGGAACAGAUCUGUGUGAUUAUUUUUCCCUUGGGUGAUGAGCCUGUUUGUGUUUGAGUCUAUGUGUUAUUUUCUAGUGUGUGUUCAGAAUGGAGCUGUGAUUACAGAAGGUUAAAUAUUCACAAUCCUUAUAUGAU